This is a messenger RNA of Carassius auratus (goldfish), 4745 nucleotides long. RefSeq names its product RE1-silencing transcription factor (gene rest). Gene Ontology annotation, biological process: positive regulation of transcription by RNA polymerase II. Bases 164 to 3064 code for a protein of 966 amino acids. The transcript has 4 exons. The record is from RefSeq and is a predicted model, not a curated record. NCBI's taxonomy places the organism in Eukaryota, Metazoa, Chordata, Actinopteri, Cypriniformes, Cyprinidae. Gene Ontology annotation, cellular component: nucleus.
CUUCCCAGCGAGCGAGGUCUGGCUGCGCGAGAGAGAUGUGUUGGAAUGCGUAGAGUCUCGCGUACUUCCUCGACCGAUUUGAGAGUUUGGAAAUAACUUCUUCCGUAACUUGUUUCUGCAACAACAUCGCCAAAUAACGAGCGAACACCGCUGCUGGUUGAGCAUGUCUGCUCAGACUGUGUAUCCAGCUGCUGCUGGUGUCUUCAUGCCUGUAGAGGUGGGCCAUGACCUUCCCGAGCUGCCUCGCAAUGAUGUGGCAGCCCCUCAGCUAGUGAUGCUCGCUAAUGUGGUGGUUUCAUCCGAGUCGGCUUCCUCAGACUACAAUGCAGAAGAGAAACAAAUGGUGGAACUCAAGACCGUUGGAUGCAACAGCUAUUCUGACAGCGAGGAAGAGGGUGUUAUAAGAUACAGCCUUGACAGUUCGGAGAUGUCUGAGAGCAUGUACGCUGAAAAUGCCACUCGGGUUGAACCAGAGGUGACAGAAAGAGUGAUAGAGCAGGUUGAAAUGGAGCGAGCAGAAGACCUCUCCAACCCAUCUGAAAAGACCCCAUUGGAAUCCUCACUAGCGGAAAAACGUAAGCGCACCCCGGUUGUCAUCUUCGAAUCCAACACAAAGAAGAAGAAGCCUUUCUUUUGUAAACCUUGCCAGUACCAGGCUGAGAAUGAGGAGGACUUCAUUCACCAUAUCCGCGUUCACAGCGCCAAGAAAAUGACGGUGGUAAAUGGCGUGGUUGACUCUGACGACGAUCUGGCCAGUGAGUCGGGCCAAUCUCAAACGCCAAACCCAGAGAAUAGUGAAAGUUUGAGUAACUCCAAAGGCGUGAUCCGCUGUGAACGCUGUGGAUACAACACCAACCGCUACGACCACUACAUGGCACACCUUAAACAUCAUACUAAGGAGGGUGAAGACCAGAGAGUGUUCAAGUGCACCAUUUGUGCUUAUACCACCAUCAGUCAGUAUCACUGGAAGAAACAUUUGAGGAAUCAUUUUCCCAGCAAGCUUUUCACUUGCAACCAGUGCUCAUAUUUUUCUGACCGCAAAAAUAACUACAUACAGCACAUCCGGACCCACACUGGUGAGCGUCCGUUCCAGUGCAUAUACUGUGACUACUCCAGCUCCCAAAAAACUCAUCUCACCAGACACAUGCGAACACAUUCAGGUGAGAGGCCUUUCAAAUGUGACAACUGCAGCUACCUGGCAGCCAACCAGCACGAGGUGACCCGCCAUGCCAGACAGGUCCACAAUGGACCCAAGCCCCUAAGCUGCCCCUACUGCCAAUACAAGACAGCCGAUCGCAGCAACUUUAAAAAGCACGUUGAGCUCCAUGUAAACCCUCGCCAGUUUCUUUGCCCAGUUUGCAAAUAUGCUGCAUCCAAGAAGUGCAACUUGCAGUAUCACAUCAAAUCCAGACACCCAGGAUACUCUGAUAUCUCGAUGGAUGUAUCAAAGGUAAGGCUUCGCGUGAAGAGGACUGACACAGAUGACAUUUCGCCAAAUAAGCUUGCGACAGACCAUCCUGGAUCAAGGCAAAGUGAGGACAAGCAGUUGGGAGAAUUGGAUGAUGUUGAAUCAGGUCCCAUCAACCUCUCUAUUAAAAAACCCACUAAACCCACCCUUGUUGUGGAGACUGAGCUGACUGACAAGACCACAAAGAAAACCCCAGAUGUCACUUUGAAAGAAAAAUCUGGAAAGCCAACCAAACAACUCAAUGAAAAACCUGCAGAGAAAAAGACCAUGCCGAAAAACAAUAAGAAGGUUAAAGGAAAGACUUUGGUGAAAACUGUGGACAUUGCUGUGGCACAAAAAGAGGGCUGCAAUGAUAAACAAGCUAAUAAAAAGGAAAUAAAGAAGGUAGAGAAAUCCCCUAAAUCUGGGGAGAAAGUAAUGAAAGGUCGUCCUAAGAAAGAGAAGGCAUUGAAGGAGACAGCUAAUGAAGUUAUUGCAAAACAUCAACUUAUUGUUGAGCAAAGACUAGAUUUGGAUAAAGAAAGACCAGAGAAAGACCUUCUAGAGAAACAGCAGCAGCAAAAUGAGAAAGAGGAAAGAGAGCGGCUAGAAAAAGAAAAUGGAUUACUGAAUGGGAAAGCAAAGGAGACUGAAGAGAAAGAAAGAACAAAAGAUUGCAAGAAAUCUCAACCCAAGAAACCAUGCAAGAGGGAGACAAAAUUGUCUAAGGUCAACCAUGAAAAAGAUACCCAGAGCAAACCUCUCAAAAGAAAAGCAGAGAACAUGAAAGCACCAGCGACUGAUUCCACAGAAACUAAUUGUCCUUCAAAGCGGGUCAAGCGCACAACAAAAGAUACAGCCAAGCCAUUAACAAGUUCUGGUGCUCCAGAGAGAAUUCGCACAAUACCUGAGGUUUUACAUGCCCUGAAGAGCAAAACCAAAAAUGCUGAGGCAAAUGCAAAGAAACCUGAGAAAAGCAAAGUCCCAGAGAAACGAAACACUCCAGAAGCUGAAAAACAGUCCACCACAGAAACACUGAAGAUACUUGACCAACCAGAUGAGCAGACAUCUAAAGAAGUGACCUGCCAAGAUGAGAGAAACCCGAAGGAGACUGCUUCUGUAGUGGAGGAACUCACAGCUCCAUUCCAACCCCAAGUUCCAGUCUCUGAGCAAGCUGAAGAAACUGAGAACAAGGUCCCACAUGAACCAAAAGAAAUUCCAGAUGUAGACAGCGGAAGUGAGAUGCCAUCACCUACUGACGAGACCUCUCCGGGUUUCAGCCCAACUCUCGAACUUCCUGGUCCACCUGGUCGCAAAUCUACCGACGCAGAGGAUGACGAAGGCAUCCACAGUAAUGAUGGGGGAAGUGACAUCAGUGAUAGCGCCUCUGAAGGAAGCUACGACUCUGGUCUUAAUGGACUGGCUGCUGCCACCGAGGGUGGAGAGAAACUUCCAGAGACUCCAACAGAAGAGCUUCCAUCUCCAUCCAAACUGCUCAGUCACACGUGUAUCUUCUGUGACCGUACCUUCUCUCUUGAGUUGGACUACCGUCGCCACUUGAACCGCCAUUUAGUAAAUGUGUAUUACCUAGAAGGGGCGGCUCAGAGUGACAAGUGAGGGGUAUCUCAUAUGAAAACAGUGCCCAAAACAGUUUUUGAGGUUCUCCUAGACUUCUGACUGAACAAAGCUUGUUCAUGUUGUAAUAAAAAAUAAGGUUCUUAUUGUUUUUGAUGGCUUUACAGUUCAUAACAGAUGACCACAUCCAUGCCUGUUUUUAGUUUGCCAUGAUGCAACAUGAAACAUUAAAAUAACACUGUAUACUUUCAAUUCAGAAAUUAAAUCCAUUGUCAGCUUGUGGUAGGAUCACCAGGGUUUUCUUGUGUUUAUGAUUACACUACUCAGAAGCAACAAAAAGGAGAAAUGCUCUGAAAGCAAGUACACUUUCUCCCUCAAUCCCUGCGGAGAGCUCAGAUUAGCCAAACCCAGGUGGUCCAGCGUUGAAUAGCCCUGAAGAUAAUGGGGCUUUCAGUGUCUUUGUGCAGUUCCACUCCACUGAAGCGCCUCCAUCUCUGGUCAGCAAGAGGCAGAGUGUGUGUUUAAAGCUGGCUAAUGUCAUUGUAUUCAACUGUUUCUUUUUUGUUCCCUUUUACAGUUUAGAGAGCACUUGACAACUAACCAUACUCUUACCUUUGAGGCUCUGUUUCACAUAAGCUAAACAUUACAUUUUUCUGUACACUUCCUGGAGGUCUAUCAUUGAUUACACUUGCUCUGCCCUUAAAGGAAAGUAGCAUGUAGUCUGUAAUAUUUGUGGAAUAGUAGUUUUUUUUUUUCAUUCAUUGUAAAUUUGCUCUCUUUUUUUUUACACUUAGCAUUGUAACUCUCACUUCUUGAGUAUGUAGAUUAUUUUAUCUGUCAAUUUUCUGGUAAUAUUUCAGUUUCAUGCUCUGUCCAAAGAUUUUGUUGCCUUUGUCUGUAUAUAAAUUGUACAUAUUUUCCUUUCUUAUUUUGCUCUUCAGUGCCUCAGACAAUCAAUUUGAUCAUUUUUAUCAAUAUCUCAGAUAUUUAGAUCUCAUUGAUCUUCAAAUUAAAGAAUGACUUGUCUUUUCUAUGUAUUUUACCCAAGCAACAUUCCCUUACACAGAUCAAAUUGGUUAUCUGCAUUGAAAAUCUGUUGAUCCAAAGUUGAUCUAAUCAUAUUGAACAGACCUUUUUGUGUCUUUUUUUAAUAUGAGGGUGAAUGCAUUGAUAUACAUCCCUUGUAUAUCAGUGAAUUUGCCAUGUUAUUCUGACUACAAAGGAAGAAAAAAAAUACUGCAAGAGAAAAGUUAUAGAAAUAAUUUGCCUUUAGUGCAUUGUGCAAUAUUGAUUUUUUGGGUUUAUUACCAAAGCAAGAUGUAGUUUGUAGGAGAAAAACCACAGGCUUCAGAUGCAAAACUAGAAAAUGUACUAUCCACAGGUACUCCGGUGCACCUGAAAAACUGUACUCUUAGACGGUUGGAUACUUCAUCACUGUAAAUUUGUCCUUUUUUUGUUAAGCACUGCUGUUUUGUUUUUUUCUUUAGAAUUGCAUGUUGCCAGGUCACAACUUAGAUUGUGCCAUUUAUCCAUCUUUGUAAUCUCGUGUGUGACUGCCAUUUCCAUUUACUAGUAAAAGAAGUCAAAUUAUAUCAGUUUAAAUGUUGUAAUAAUGUUAUAAUGUUGUCCUCUUGAUAUGACUUUUAUAAUGGCUUUUUAAAACAGUUUACUAUGUGACCUGUAUGUUUAGCUCUAGUUGUUUCAAUAAAAUAAAAGUUUUUUU